AUGGGGGGCGAUUUAAAUCUUAAAAAGUCGUGGAACCCGGCGUUGGUGAAGAACCAACAGAAGGUCUGGCAGAAGGAACAGGAAAAGCUCGAGGAGUACAAGCAGAUCAAGCAAAGAAACGCCGAGUUCGAGCAGGAACAACAGUACCAGAAGCUCCUCUCGCUCCGCCAUGGACCCGACUAUAAGGAGAAAAUACUGGCUGAAGAAAAGCUUAAACUCGGUAAGUUGGACUGGAUGUAUACUUCCGCUACGGCGCUGUCGCCAGGUUCAACGGAGGUGCUGGGUGAGUUCACUGAGGGUAAAGCGCAAGCGGAAAAGCUCUUGCUGGGGCUGGGGGCGAUGCUGGUGUCUAACAAAGCUAACCAACGGUUUAUGAAAGUGAUUAAUGGUGGUAAGGGAACGGUUAAAGCCACCGAUGACCCUAUGGCCGCGGUGGCAAUGGCGGCUCGCCAACACCGCCACCCUAAAGCUGCUACGACACCCAAAGACCUCAGAAACCAACGCGAAGACUCUCGCCGCAAACACCCGUCGUCUCGUGAUGACCACCGCCGCCGCCACCGUCACCAUACGCUGUCUCAUAAGUCUACCAACGAUAAACGUGAACGCUCACCAGUGAGAUACUAA
Messenger RNA from Diutina rugosa, 624 nucleotides. RefSeq names its product U2-type spliceosomal complex subunit. Gene Ontology annotation, cellular component: U2-type spliceosomal complex. The record is from RefSeq and is a predicted model, not a curated record. The coding region runs from base 1 to 624 and encodes 207 amino acids. The transcript has a single exon. Gene Ontology annotation, biological process: mRNA splicing, via spliceosome. NCBI's taxonomy places the organism in Eukaryota, Fungi, Ascomycota, Pichiomycetes, Serinales, Debaryomycetaceae.